Pyrenophora tritici-repentis Pt-1C-BFP is the source of this 1213-nucleotide messenger RNA. The record is from RefSeq and is a predicted model, not a curated record. Lineage: Eukaryota; Fungi; Ascomycota; Dothideomycetes; Pleosporales; Pleosporaceae.
GACAACCGUACCCACAGCCUCUAUUGCAGUUGCCUUUCAACGCGUACAGGAGCUAAUCUUGCCCAACAGCUUUUGCAGCCCUAUAUUAUACCCCAAGUACUUUGAUCCGAUAAGAAAUGGCCUUUACUCCCAGAGGCGGACGUGGCGGUGGUGACCGUGGUGGUCGUGGCGGUCGCGGUGCUUCACUCCUAGAGGUGGUGCCCGCGGUGGAUUUGGUGAGGUCGCGGCGGCGGCGACCGUGGUGGCCCGCGGUGGUGGCCGUGGCGGCGGUCGCGGUGCUCCUCGAGGCAGGGGCGCUCCUCGUGAGGUGCCCGUGGAGCCAUCGCCACGCUGGAGUUUUCGUCGCACGCGGAAAAGAAGAUCUCCUUGUCACCAAGAAUUUGACUCCCGGAGAAUCUGUUUACGGCGAGAAGCGCAUCAGCGUUGGUUCCACCGCCGCACCAAAGGACGGCGAGACCGAGGCCCCAUCCAGCACCGAAUACCGCGUCUGGAAUCCCUUCCGUUCAAAGUUGGCCGCAGGUAUCUUGGGUGGUGUCGACAACAUCUACAUGGGACCCGGCUCCAAGGUCUUGUACUUGGGUGCCGCCUCAGGAACCUCAGUAUCUCACGUUGCUGAUAUCGUCGGACCGGAAGGAACCGUCUUCGCAGUUGAGUUCUCGCACCGCUCAGGUCGUGAUCUGAUCAACAUGGCUACCCACCGCACAAACGUCAUCCCCAUCGUCGAGGACGCCCGUCACCCUCUCAAGUACCGCAUGCUCGUUGGCAUGGUCGACUGCAUCUUCGCCGACGUUGCCCAGCCUGACCAGGCCCGUAUCGUCGGUCUCAACGCCGGAUUGUUCCUCAAGGUUGGCGGCGGUAUCGUCAUUUCCAUCAAGGCCAACUGUAUCGACUCAACCGCUGCCCCCGAGGCUGUCUUCGCACAGGAAGUCAACAAGCUGAGGGAGAUGGGCAUCAAGCCUAAGGAGCAGCUUACUCUUGAGCCCUUCGAGCGUGACCACGCCAUGGUUGUCGGUGUCUACCAGCGAUCGCAAUAAAUGGGGGACCAGAGCUGUAAUGGUUUGACGGCGCUUUUCUGAUUUCAAUCAUGCAUGCAUGCGGUCAUAUACCUGUACUCGCACGGAACUUGGUACUUGGUGUUUUCAGGCGUCACGAGGGAACUUUGUCAUCAACUUUCAGAUAAAAGAUUUAUGGAUGCAAUUCAAACGUUUACGAC